Messenger RNA from Botrytis porri, 261 nucleotides. RefSeq lists its product as uncharacterized. The record is from RefSeq and is a predicted model, not a curated record. Bases 1 to 261 code for a protein of 86 amino acids. Lineage: Eukaryota; Fungi; Ascomycota; Leotiomycetes; Helotiales; Sclerotiniaceae. The transcript has a single exon.
AUGUUCUCCAAGUCUGAAGCUCGUGGUUCAGUCAGCUGGAUUUCGUUCGAAACUGCAAUGGUCGAUUUGGGGUUCUCUGUCAUUCCAAAAUUCGGAUCGGUAUACACUUUCUCUCCAGCAGCGAAGGAUGUAGGCCGUGAGAAGUCCAUCACGUUCCACCGCCCCCACAAGUCGGAGAUUGAAGGAUGGAAGUUGGUUAUGUUUGCUAGUCGAUUGAAGAGGAUUUAUGGAUGGAAUGAACAAUCUUUCAAGGUUAUCUAA